Lactuca virosa is the source of this 2001-nucleotide messenger RNA. NCBI's taxonomy places the organism in Eukaryota, Viridiplantae, Streptophyta, Magnoliopsida, Asterales, Asteraceae. The record is from the annotation of a GenBank genome assembly.
AUGAAACUGAACACAAAAUGGCAGUCAUGGUGGUGGAUGGUGAGUGUAGUGGUUGUUCUUUUCAUAUCAACGGCACAGCCAGUAAUUUCACAGAAGAUCGAUAGGAAUAACACAAUGAUCAGGUGGUAUUGUAGUUACUACCGAGGCAUGAACGGGCAAGUUUUUCUUAAAAACCUCAACACCACCCUUUCUAGCCUCAGAAAGCAGUUAUCCCGAGUCAAUAAUUACCACGUCGUUUCAAAGACUGUGAUUAAUGGCGAAUCCGUCUAUGGUCAAGCUUUGUGCAGGGCACAUCUCUCGACUGCAGAGUGUCUAUCUUGUUUUGACUCAGCUGUUUCUUAUUUGAAAGUAUGUGGCAUGGGAAAUGGUGCUCAUGUUUUCUAUGAUGACUGCGACCUCAGGUAUGAGAACAAAAACUUCUACAAUGAUGCUAUAAUGAAAACUGGUACUAUUGCAAUAUGUGGCAAUACUACAUCUUCGCAUCCAAAGGAACAAAAGAAAACAGCAAGUGGGUUGCUUUCAGAUCUUCGGAUCGCAAUACCAAGAAUACCAAGUUACUUUGCUGCUUCCACAAGGCAAAUUACUGGAACCAAUGAAACAGUGUAUGCAAUUGCACAAUGUGGCCGCAACAUAAGCCAGAGUAUGUGUGCAGAAUGUUUAAAGAUCAGAUUUAGAUUAUUAGAUAAUUGUCUUCCUAGUACGUCAGGAAAGGCGAUUGACGAUGGAUGUUUUAUGAGGUAUUCGGAAAUUCCAUUUUUUGAAGCCAAUCAAACAACUGAUAUCGCAUCUUUCUUAACGAAUGGUCCAUAUCAGUUUGACACUCCAAUUUUAGCGGUUGGAUCUCUAUAUACUUAUACUUAUCACACCGGCCAUGAGAAGAAUUGCUAUUCAAGAAAUUUGAGAUCCAUUAUUGGCGGAAUUGUUGGUGGUAUAGGAUUUCUGUUGCUAAUCCUUGCAUUUUUCUUCUGGCGUCGUCAAUACAAAAAGUCAAAACACCUCAGAGAAGAUAACUCAACUGGAGCAAUCGACUUGUUGCAAAGGACAACCGCUUAUACCUACAAAGAUUUAAAAAUUGCUACAAAUAACUUUUCGAAUGAAAAUAUAAUCGGAGGCGGGUUUAACAUGUUGUAUAAGGGUGUUAUGAAGGAUCAAGUUACUGUUGCAAUAAUGAAAAUUGUCGUAGCAUCUAAGAGGGGAAAAACCGACUUAGAUAGUGAAAUCCAAAUUAUCAGUAAUGUUCAUCACCGCUAUCUCAUACGUUUCCUUGGAUGUUGUCGUAAAGGAUCUCACAUGUAUCUUGUCCUUGAGUACAUGGAAAAUGGUAGCCUUGAUAAAUUUCUCUAUGGUGAUAAACGGGGUACCCUAAAUUGGCAACAAAGGUUUGAUAUAAUAUAUGGUACAGCCAGGGGUCUUGCAUAUCUACAUGAUCAGUACCAUGUCACAAUCAUUCAUAGCGAUAUAAAACCCAGCAACAUUUUGUUGGACGAUGAAUUUCAACCGAAAAUUUCUGAUUUUGGGCUACUAAAACUAUUGCCAGAAGAUAAAAGUCAUCUCAGCACCAAAGUUAGCGCCAAAGUUACAGGCACCUUGUUUAAUGGAUAUAUAGCACCUGAAUACGCAAUUAACGGGCAGUGCUCUGAGAAAGUUGAUGUAUACAGCUUUGGUGUCGUCAUCCUCGAAAUCAUUAGUGGAAAAUGCUCCAAUGACAUGCUUCAAAAUGAAUUUCUGUUACUAAAACUCGUUGAUCAUGCAAGGAGUCUAUAUGAAAACGACGAUCAUUUGAAUCUCAUGGACGUUACACUAGAUCCAAAUGAAUAUAUAAAAGAAGAUGCAAAGAAAAUCAUAGAGAUAGCGUUGAUGUGCAUACAUUCAACGGCUUCAGCGAGACCAUCGAUGUCUGACGUGGUUAUACUUUUAAGUGGACUUUCAUCGGAGGUAAAACGUCCAACGAGAUCUAUGAUGGACGAUUCUGAUAUGAGAAUUCAAGUAGAACUCAAGUAA